GUUGACCUGAUAUCAAUAUAUCAAUAACCAACCUCGAAUCCAGGCACACACCGCAGCAACAAUAGUCCUCUGCACCGUUGUGCCCUGCUAGAUUCGAGUCACGGUGGCCCAUCAUGGCGUCCAAGGAUGAUAUCUCUGACGACGAGUCCAUUGAUUCACAACUCGAAUGGGAACUGGAAGAAGGAAUCCCACAGGUGGAAGAUCCUUUUAUUCAGAAAUACAUGCAGGGCCGUCAGGCGCUGAUAGACCAGGAAAAGAAGCAGCGACACGAUGCUGUGUUUAAGAAAACCAUGACACCAAUGGCCCGGCAGGCGGCCAAGAUCCUGUCUGCAAUCAGACGUCGCGAAUUGAAGGACGUGUGGACGUCCGACUUUGAAGACAGCCUGGCAGAGAAGAAUGGGGGCAACCUCUACCCAGGAAUGAUGUUCACUCUUGCGCGAGACCGAAUCGAGUCAACGGAUCUGUGGAAGAUUGUGGAGAGAAUGCCAAAGGGUGCUUUAUUGCACGCUCACUUUGAUGCUAUGAUCGACAUCGAUUGGUUGAUUGAUCAGGCUUUGAAUGAGAAAGGCUUCUGCGUUCUAGCCCCCGAGGCCCUCAGUGACAAAAACAAGAGGGCCACAGGUCUGAUCCAGUUCCGUUUCUACGCCGACUCUGAGAUCAAGACACAGAAAAGCCCUGGAAACAUCUGGACCGCAAACUAUACCCCCAAUGCACCAGUGCCAAUCCGCGAAGCACAACGGCUGUUUCCGGACGACGACCUUACAUUUAAGAAAUGGCUGAUUCAGAAGUGCACCGUCACUGCGGAGGAGUCAUUGUGCCACCAUCAUGGUCUCAACGCCAUCUGGAAAAAAUUUCAGAGCACUUUUGUCACAAUCGGAGGGAUGCUUUACUACGAGCCGAUCUUUCGAAAAGCAAUGCAGAGACUAUUGGGACAGCUAGCAGCUGACGGUAUCAUGUACGUUGAUCUGCGGACGGCCUUCAAAUUCGAAUUUCGCAAGGUCGGCUCCACGCAUGGACAGGUGGAUCACUUUGAUGACUUCUUUGAUGUUUUCGGCGACGAGAUUCAAAAGUUUAAACGCACAGAGGCCGGAAAAAACUUCAAGGGAGCUCGAAUGAUCUGGACAGUGGUCAGAAGUUUAGACACUCGCUCACAAGUCGAAGCGAUGAAAGAAUGUAUCCGGUUGAAGAAGAAACUGCCUCAUUUGAUUUGCGGGUUUGACUUUGUCGGCCAGGAGGACUUGGGCAAGACUUUGCAGGAAUUGACACCGUUAAUUUUCUGGUUUAGAAAGAAGUGUGCAGAGGCGGGAGUGGAUUUGCCAUUCUUUUUCCAUGCCGGCGAAUGUUUGGGAGACGGUGAUAGCACGGAUAGCAACUUGUUUGACGCCAUAUUACUGGGAACAAGAAGAAUCGGUCAUGGAUAUUCACUAUUCAAGCAUCCCCUUUUGCUGGAAAUGGUCAAGGACAAGAAGAUUCUGAUCGAGAGCUGCCCCAUCUCUAACGAGAUUCUACGGCUGUCGAGUUCAAUCAUGUCCCAUUCCUUACCAGCCUUACUUUCGCGAGGAGUUGCAGUAUCACUCAAUAACGACGAUCCCGCCAUUUUAGGCCAUGGAAAGAACGGACUCAGUCACGACUUCUGGCAAGCAUACAUGGCAUUCGAUAACUUGGGACUAGAAGGCCUUGGGACUAUGGCUGAAAACUCUCUCAAGUGGGCUGCGAUAGAAGAUCAGAAGCCGGCAGAAUGGACAAAGGCUAUCACGGAUGGAUACAUGGGCAAGACCAUCAAGUCUAAACUCCUACGGGAGUGGCGCUCUCAAUUCGAGAAAUGGUGCGAGUGGAUUGUCUUGGAGUGGCCUCUCGAAGGGGAUGACGACGACGACGACGACGACGACGACGACGACGAAGACGAAGACGACUUAGAUUCUGACGAGGAUGAAGAUGAUGAAAGUGAUGAGGAUUGAGGUGUGCCUGGCUAAUGGUCACCAUUAUGAUCAUGACGCUGUGGUUAAUGGUUUUGGUUCAACCCAGGAUAACAGCCGAUGGGCAACAAGGCACGUGCACGAUUUUUGCUAGAUUUCAACCCGGGUUUUCAGGGUUUACCAUACAUAGAUGAGCUCUACGCCUG
Messenger RNA from Exophiala mesophila, 2122 nucleotides. RefSeq lists its product as uncharacterized. Gene Ontology annotation, molecular function: adenosine deaminase activity. The record is from RefSeq and is a predicted model, not a curated record. Bases 114 to 1958 code for a protein of 614 amino acids. NCBI's taxonomy places the organism in Eukaryota, Fungi, Ascomycota, Eurotiomycetes, Chaetothyriales, Herpotrichiellaceae. The transcript has a single exon. Gene Ontology annotation, biological process: adenosine catabolic process; inosine biosynthetic process.